This is a messenger RNA of Metopolophium dirhodum (rose-grain aphid), 3600 nucleotides long. RefSeq names its product glucose transporter type 1 (gene Glut1). Gene Ontology annotation, cellular component: membrane. The transcript is spliced from 17 exons. Gene Ontology annotation, molecular function: hexose transmembrane transporter activity. Bases 880 to 3357 code for a protein of 825 amino acids. Gene Ontology annotation, biological process: monosaccharide transmembrane transport. The record is from RefSeq and is a predicted model, not a curated record. NCBI's taxonomy places the organism in Eukaryota, Metazoa, Arthropoda, Insecta, Hemiptera, Aphididae.
GUGUGUGUGUGUGUGUGUGUGUGUGUGUGUGUGUAUCAGCCCGUGGGUCUGGUAGUUGCUUGCUGCUGCUGCUGCUUGUGCCUGCGAUUCGCCACGCCGGGUUUUUGCAUUUCACUUCGUUUCUAUUUGCUGUUGUUUCGUUGUUUUUAUUAAAUUGUGAUCUUAAUAUUAUAAAAUAGGCCUAUUUUAAAGACCCGUCAGUUGACUUUUGAUUUUUUUUUAUCCGUUUACACCUUCCGUUUCGAGUUUGACUUUAAGAACACGCGUAACGCUUACGUACGUGUUGAUAAAUUGAUGUAUUUCACAUCACGACACAAAGCAGCAAUAAUAAUUACAUUUUAUAAGCGGGGAAACAGUACGCUUACCGUCGUCCGACAAGUAAAUAAACACCAAGGUUGAAACUUAUCUUUAAAGAAGACAAAUACCUAUAUAAUUUCCACCGGUUUGGUACAACUACCAAUGAUUGACGUUCACGUGACAAUCACGACAGACGACCGACCCCUACUACAGUGUGUGAUAAGCUUCGUCUAAAUUCCGUCGUUCAAAUCAGUCCAACAGGUUUCCGAUUUUCAAUUAUAGUUUUGAACAAAAUAGUACAAGGAUAAAUAUUUUCUUCUUGCUGAACACUUGAGUCUAUAUUUCAAUUGAAUAGAACCAUAUUCAUGUUUACUGAAAGUGCCUAUCAUUAUCAACACUUAAGUCCUAAACAGCAACGAGAUAAGAAUAAAAAAUGAAUAAAUAUCUGUUUGGGGUCGAGGUGUUGGUGUCGACGGUUGGUGUGAGGAGUAAUAGCAGCCGGCACGUGGUAUCGCCGCUGCACGCCGCGGGCCGGUCUGGUGGAGCGCCGUGCGACGGCACCGCCCGCCGUGGAUUCGUUGUAUGAAAGUGUCGAGCAGCAGCGGCAGAGUUUGUGGAGGAGGAGGCGGAGGCGGUGUUUGCAGCAACGGCGACGGAGACGGCAACGACGCUGGAAACCGCGGUGACAGCGGCGGUGGCGGCGGCGGCGGUGCGCCCAACAACAACAACAACAGCAGCAGCAGCAGCACCAGCACCAGCACCAGCAGCCCUCCGUGCAGUGAGGGUGGCGGCGGCGGCGGCGGUGGUGGUGGUAGCGGCGGCCUGGUAGCUGGCGUGCUGGUCAGUGAUCAGGGCGAAGUGAUCAGCGACCGGUAUGUGGGCGUGGCGAGGCAGUUCGCGUCGCGUCAAGCGUCCGAGCGUGGCUCGACCAAAGCUGACCAAAGCGACGGUAGUGACGACGAGACCACGCUCAGGCAGAUGCUUGUGAGCUCAUACAUGGUGGAUGGUUUGCGCAGCUUGCAACACCAGGUGACGGACAUGAGCGCCAACCUGACGACGCGGCUGGACGAGCUGCAGUCGCGUGGCGUGUCACCAAGCCCGGCCGCCGCCUACUACGGCACCGAGCACCGCGGCCACGUGGAAACCAGCGUCGCACUGUCCGAGAUCCGGUCGCAGCUGCACGAGCUCACCAGGUCGCUGGAGUCGUGCCAAUCGGAGGUGACCGAGGUGAAGCGCGACAUGGUGGCCAUCAAGAACGAACUGGACACCGUGCAACAGGUCAAGGAGGAAAUCGAGGAGCUCAGGGAGUACGUGGACCGUCUGGAGCUGCAGUCGCAUCGCAGGAAGCUCAGGCUGCUCGAACAGGGACUUACAUUCUUUUUGUCCUAUACAAUCUUGGCGUCGAUGCUGGGCAUGCUUCAAUUCGGUUACAAUACUGGAGUGAUAAAUGCACCCGAAGGGAACAUAGAGAAGUUCAUCAAAGAUGUGUUUGAAGAUCGAUAUAAAGAAAAUAUGGACCACGGGCAGGCUGAGUUACUCUACUCUUUUGCAGUGUCCAUUUUCGCCAUCGGUGGCAUGUUAGGUGGCUUCAGCGGCGGCAUCAUCGCCAAUCGUUUCGGCAGAAAAGGAGGUUUACUGCUGAAUAGUUUUGUUGGCAUUGGUGGCGCUUGCUUAAUGGGUCUCACCAAGUACUUCAAUUCCUAUGAAGUUCUAUUUAUUGGUCGAUUCAUUAUAGGAGUCAACUGUGGUUUAAAUACAUCACUAGUGCCAAUGUAUAUAUCAGAAAUAGCGCCGCUCAACCUACGAGGUGGCCUCGGAACUGUCAAUCAGUUAGCCGUAACCACUGGACUGCUCAUAUCCCAGAUAUUGGGAAUAGAACAAAUUUUGGGUACAGACGAAGGCUGGCCUUUAUUAUUAGGAUUAGCUAUAUGCCCUGCCAUAUUACAAUUAAUUUUACUACCUGUAUGUCCUGAAUCACCAAGGUAUCUGUUGAUAACCAAACAAUGGGAAGAAGAAGCAAGAAAAGCUCUGAGGAGAUUACGUGCAACCAAUCAGAUUGAAGAAGACAUUGAAGAAAUGCGUGCUGAAGAACGUGCUCAACAGUCUGAAGCUACGAUAUCCAUGAUGGAAUUAGUAUGCUCACCCACUCUAAGACAACCACUUAUCAUUAGUGUAGUCAUGCAGUUGUCGCAACAGUUGUCCGGCAUAAAUGCAGUGUUUUACUAUUCAACUAGCCUGUUCAUAACUGCUGGUUUGGCCGAGAAUGUAGCUAAAUUUGUAACAAUAGGGAUUGGUGUAAUUAUGGUGAAUAUGACGCUGGUGACCAUGCCAUUGAUGGAUAAAACUGGUCGAAGGACAUUACAUCUUUACGGUCUGGGUGGAAUGUUUAUAUUUUCAAUAUUCAUUACGAUAUCAUUGUUAAUCACGGAGUUUUUCGGUUUUGUGCAGGAAAUGAUCGACUGGAUGUCGUACUUAGCUGUCGUAUCCAUACUUGGAUUUGUGGUAUUCUUUGCCGUUGGUCCUGGCUCCAUACCUUGGAUGAUUACUGCGGAGCUCUUCAGUCAGGGUCCUCGGCCUGCGGCUAUGUCCAUCGCCGUGCUCAUAAAUUGGGUGGCCAACUUCGCCGUCGGCAUUGGCUUCCAACCUCUAAAGACUGCAUUGGAUAAUUAUACAUUCCUACCGUUCAGCGUAUUGCUGGCAAUAUUCUGGAUAUUUACUUAUAAAAAAGUGCCAGAGACCAAAAACAAAACGUUCGAAGAAAUAUUAGCUCUAUUUCGGCAAAACGGCAGAGGAAGCGUCUUGGAAUCAAGUCGCUUAUACGGGAGUAUGUUAAACUAUUCAAACGCGUUAGACGAGCAUUUACCGCCCUCCGAAAGGGCAUCAUUAAUGGUGGCUGAGGAGAAACCUUUGCCAGACUCAUCACCAGUACAACACUCUCCGACGGACCCGGAGGUGUGUGCUGUAUGCGUCAACACUGGCAGUUCCCUCAUGAUGACGUCUCCGAACGUAACUCGCCGGUCGAGUCACACGCUCAGUAACCACGUUUGCCAAAUGGACUAGACCGUCGUGUUAUUCUAAGAUAAUACAUAAUUAUUAUAUUAUGCAUAUUAUUAUUAUUAUUAUUAUUAUUAUUAUUAUUAUUAUUAUUAUUAAUAUAUUAUUAUUAUUAUCAUUAUUAUGAAUAAUAAUAAUAAUUUAGAACAAAACGUUGUAUCAACAAAAAAUAUUUAAAAAAUAUUUAUAAAACAUACAUUAUAAUAAAAAUAGAGCAUAUAUUAUAUGUAAGGCUUAUUCGUAAGACAA